Messenger RNA from Ambispora gerdemannii, 1047 nucleotides. NCBI's taxonomy places the organism in Eukaryota, Fungi, Glomeromycota, Glomeromycetes, Archaeosporales, Ambisporaceae. The record is from the annotation of a GenBank genome assembly.
AUGGGAAGCACUCAUGAUCCAACUCUAGGCGGCGUGGCAUUUGAUCAAUUGCUAGUGACGCAUUUCGCUAACGAAUUCAAACGUAAAUCAAAAAUUGAUAUUUCGAAUAACAAACGGGCGUUGGCAAAAUUACGCACCUCAGUUGAAUCUACUAAAAAAACUUUGUCGAGUAGUUUAAAUGCUCCUUGUUCGGUGGAGUCGCUGGCGGAUGGAGUUGAUUUUCAUGGAACGAUUAAUCGGACGAGAUUUGAGAUUAUGGCGAGUAAGUUAUUUACGAGGUGUUUGAAUGUUAUUAGAGACACGUUAAAAGAGAAUUCAUUGGAGCCUUAUUCAAUAGAUGAGGUGAUUCUCGUCGGAGGCUCCUGCCGAAUCCCCAAACUCCAAACAAAACUCCGUGAAAUCUUUCCAAAUCCCGAAACCCACAUUCGCCUCGACCUUGAACCAGACGAGGUAGUCGCCUACGGAUGUGCAUACCAAGGAGCCUUAAUCUCAGAGCUAAAAAUAAAAGGUUAUCAAAUUCAAGACAUUAUUAGCGAUCGCGAAAUCACCAACGUCCCACAUCUCACCAAAGUAAUCGGUAUCUUGAAUGCGCAUGAACAAUUCGUGACAAUUGUGAAAGAAAAUACGCCAUUGCCUGUUCGACGGGUAGUGCAGUUCUCGAACAUGGAGUUGGCUCAGAAAGAAGUAUAUGUUGCUGUUUGGGAGGGUAGUCCGCAACAAAGUGUAGUAAAGGCUGAGUGUGAUGAUAACAAAGAUGAUGAAGAUAAAAAAGUAGAAGCAAUUAUAAAUAAAGCGGAAAUAUUGGAGAAUAAAAUGGGGGAUCCUUCAUCAACAACAACAGAACAACCGAAAAUAGUGCCGGAAAAAUUGCUAGCGGAAAUAGUAUUAACCGAGUUAAAACCAAGUAACAAAAUAGGUGACUUGCAAUUUGAACUCGUGCUAGAAAUAAACAUUAAUAAAAAAUGUACAAUUGUCUUGUCAGAAAACAAAUCUAAUAAAUCGGUUGAGGUGGAGGUUCCUCCUUCUGUUGUCGCUGUUGAAAGCUAG